Vespula vulgaris is the source of this 4356-nucleotide messenger RNA. RefSeq names its product neurogenic protein big brain (gene bib). Lineage: Eukaryota; Metazoa; Arthropoda; Insecta; Hymenoptera; Vespidae. Gene Ontology annotation, cellular component: plasma membrane. The transcript is spliced from 4 exons. Bases 757 to 2574 code for a protein of 605 amino acids. The record is from RefSeq and is a predicted model, not a curated record. Gene Ontology annotation, biological process: transmembrane transport. Gene Ontology annotation, molecular function: water channel activity.
AUGCAUAAUUUACAUUAAUAAAUACUCAAAAGAAAAAAAAAUGAAAGAGAAAAAAGGGAAAGAGAAAAAAGAAGAUUAUCAACUUCGAAAGAUUCGAAUUUCUCGACGAACAUACAGAAUGCAAGUUGCAGCCACCAGAUGCACCGGUGAUCAUCGUACGACCGUUGUGAGAGGGUGGGGGCGGUACAGUGGGGGUGCUCGCGCACUCCGGGGCCCACUUGUUCUUCAGAGCGCGAUCGGCUUGUCACUCGAGAGCGCGUUGCCGUUGUGGCAACAUCGGCCACCUUCGUCUCUCUUCCUCUUCCUCGUUUAUUUUCGAGAAAGGGAAUCGUCAUCCAUAUAUAUAUAUAUAUAUAUAUAUAUAUACAUAUAAUAUAUAUAAAAGAAAGUAAACAAACAAAGAGAAGACACGCGUAAAACGAAGUUUUUCGCGAACGUAUCAUCGCGGUGAUAAUCGUCGUUUCUCGAGGAAUGUGACAUUUUAAAAGAAUUAUGAAAAAACACGCUACAAUAGUACGAUAAAUUUAUUGUGAACGAAUUUUCUUUCGAGAUCUAUCUUACAUCGAGAUAAAACUAAAGAAGAUAAAACUUGUGUCUAUUUUUAUGAUCUUUCGAUGUGAUUGUUUCGAACUGAUAAAUGAAGCAAAAGGAUAAUUAAGAUCGAUAAUUUGACGGGAUAUAUAAAAAUAGAAAACUGAUAAAGAAGAGAAAAGAAUUCUUCUACACGAUAAUUUGAAAGAAACGAAAUUUGAAAAUAUGACGACGGAAUCAUUGCCACGCGAAAUGGACGCGCACAUCGUGAAUCUUUUGACGAGACUUUCCAAUAUCAGAGAGAACAAUCCUGAUUUAUCCGAAAGAAGGAUACCAAUGUCAACCGAGGCGCGAAGUUUAGAACUUUGGAGGGCGGUCGCGGUCGAGUGCCUCGCAACUUUCCUCUUCGGCUUGGUUGUAUCCGGAGCAGCCUCUUCUACCGCAGUCUCCGGAAGCGGACUCUCCAUCCUGGCGACCGCAAUUGCUUCCGGUUUCGCUGUCUCAGCGAUCUAUCUCAUCUUUGGCCAUGUUAGCGGAGCACACGUAAAUCCUGCCGUAUCAAUAUCCUUUUCCUUAUGUCGUCGUAUCUCACCGUUACGCGCAGCUCUUUACAUAGCAGCUCAAUGUGGUGGAGGUAUAGCAGGAGCUGCGAUGCUGUACGGCGUUACAACACCCGCGAAUACGCAAACGUUAACAUCACCCGGACGUAUCAGCGGACCUAUCGAAAGACUUUUAGUCGAAUUGGCACUUUCGGUUCUUAUCGUUUUGGCCCACUUUGCUGCGGAGACAUCAAGGUCUUUAUCCAUUGGAAUCUCCUCGAAGUCAGCCGGCGUUUUGGGUGCUGCAUAUACAGCUGCAACUCUCGUUUCGAGUCCGUUCGUGAAUCCAGCACGUGCUUUGGGGCCUGCUUUUGUAAUGAAUCGUUGGGAGAAUCAUUGGGUUUAUUGGGUCGGUCCGAUAUCAGGUGGUGCCGUCGCGGCAUUGCUUCACGAAUACGUUCUCAGUCCGAGAAGAUCGAGAGAUUCUCGCGAGAUGGACGACGGUGAUAAUUCAUCGAUGAGAUCGGACGAGGACACUUACGAUGACUUGGACAAACCAAGCGGGCCAAAGUUUCCAGGAGCUUAUGCUACCUAUCGUCCAGUCGCCGGUGCCUCCUCUUCGAUCUACAGUGCACCACCGACGGCUUUGGAACGCGUAGAAUCGAUCUACGGGGGCACCAAGUCUCUCUAUUGCAAAUCUCCACCUCUAACAAGAGCGAAUCUGAAUCGUUCGCAAAGCGUUUACGCUAAAUCGACGUCCGGUCCACGGGACGGUUUGAUGAUACCGAAACCAGGUCCACUUGUACCAGCUCAAAGUCUUUAUCCUAUGAGAAUAGGACAAUCCUCAACUCAGAAUGCAGGAAGGGAUGGGCAACAACCGGUAACUGGUCCCAAUCAAUCAUCCCAAAAUCACAACAGUACCAAUCAAAACAUGCAGAAUCAAUUGCAACAAUGUACGCAGAGUAUAUACGGCAUUAGAGGAAUAUCGACGAGUCUGAGUACGCGGGAGAAUGGAAUUUAUGGUAUGUCGACGGGAUCUAGUAUAUAUGCUAGAGCACCUGUACCACCACCGAGUAGUCAAAGCUCGCAUCAAUCUGGACAGAGUCAAUCCUCUACGCAAGGUCAUCAACAGCAGCAACAACAACAACAGCAGCAGCAGCAGCAACAACAACAACAACAACAACAACAAUCUCAGCAACAGCAACAGCAACAACAUCCAAAUGGCACACUCUCAACCAAUUCUGACAACGCAGCAAAUUCGAGGAGACCCGAAAGCAUGUACGGUCAUGUAUCAAGACGUAGCGAUGAUUCUGCUUAUGGUAGCUAUCAAGGUUCGACCAGAGGAAAUUAUGGUAAAGUUCCUGGUCCAUCUGGACCACCUAAUGGACCACCUGGACCACCUCAAUAUCGUGAUCAAGGUAGACCCAGUCCAGCAGGGCCUCUUCAACAAAACCAGAAUCAACAAAGUAACUUCCAAAGGAAUUCACCGAAUCCUCUUUAUUGAUCUUCCAUGACCGCUAGCAUUUCUGUACCGGAUAAAGCCUAUUGGAAUCUACGAGCUGAACGUGCCAUUUUAUAAAACGCGCUCGCAAUCCUACAAAUACGAGAUAUUGGGCCCCAGUACGGUUUAUGCGAAAAACAUUACCGAUAAUCGAUUUUUCAACGAAAUUUUUCAAGACUUUCUAUUUUUGUUUUUCUGUUUUUUUUUGUUUUACUUUUUUUUCGUUUUGUUUCUUUUUUCCUUCUAUGCUAAUCGAUCGUGAUCGAUCAAUUGAUUAUGAAUGAUCUGUAUAAUCGUAUCGACAAUCGAAUCUUUUUAGAAAUUUGUUUAAGUAUGUACAAUUCGUAUGUAUAAUUCUAUUCGAUUUCGUAUAAUCAAGUUCUGUACAAUAGUCCUAUCCUUUCGACAGAAUAUUAUCAUCACGAUGUUACUGAUAUUUCUUUUUUUUUUUUAUAUAUAAUAAUGAUCUUACGUCGAGAUCUUGAAUUAAACAUUCAAGAAACAUACGGAUUUUGCAAUUCGAAUUCAAAUUUUUUGCAAAUCAAAUUCACCCGUUUGCAAAUCAAGUGUUUGUAAUGAAUAUUUUUUUUAUGUUUACUAAGCUUUAAUAAUAACAGAUAUAAUCAAUUUAUAAUAUUGCAACGCAUUGUCAAAAUCUAACAGUAUUGUUAUCAAUCAUAGAUUAAAUUAUUAGUAAUCGUAAGAAAAAGAAACUAGCACGAUGACAUUGAAUGAAUUUGUUUAGCAAAAGGGUGAAUUUGAAGUGCAAUACCUGUUAUUUAGUCCAAUAUACGUAAAAAUAUCUAUAAUACAUCUAAUAUGUAUAUUUUCCCGAUAAAAUACAACUUCGUUAAUAUCGUAAUUAUUUAAAAAUGGAACGAUAGAAGAAUAUCGUGUACAACGAAGUUUCACACGCUAAGAAUGAAAUAUUUAAAAUGUUCAUGGAAAUAAGAACUCUUCUAGAAAUAACACAUGCAGAUAGAUGUUGUUACAUUAUCGUAUUUAUCAUAGAUAUUUAACGAUAUGAAAUCUCGAGAAACGUUUGAAAAAUAAAAAUAAUUACGAUCGAUCGCGUCAAACGAUUUCUAUCGCGAAUCGAUUUCUAUCGAUUUAUAUAGAAUAAGUAACGUUUACGUGUAAAUACUAUUAAAUUAAGCGAACUUAAAAUAUUAAAAUUAAGCACGACUUUGAUCAAUCAUAAUUUCUCGACAAUGAAUCUCGUCACAAGACUGAUUUUUCAGACAUUUCUUACGCAUCUCGUGAAAGAAAGAAAGAAGAAUCUUUGCAAGUAAAUACUAUAUAUGAAGAACUUGAAUGGAAUAUAAAAGAACAAAAAAAAAAGAACAAAUAUAUACGUGUGUAUAUAUAUAUAUAUAUACACACACGUAUACAUAUCAUACAAAUAUACAUAUACAUACAUAUAUAUAUAUAUAUGUAUGCAUCGUAAGAAUAAAUACAUUGACAUCGUCAUAAAUUCUUAUUAUUAAAUAAUAAGUAGCCAACUUUUUACACUUACCACCGAUAAACAAAUAAUACAUAAGUUGCGUCUUUUAGUUACGAUUAUAAGAAGCUUUAGAAAGCUAUUACGAUACUUGUACAUAUACGUCAUUUGUAUUUAUUAUUUUGUAUGUACUAAGUAUAUAUAUAUAACACAUAUACAUAUAUAUACGCGUUAUAUGUAUAUAUCUAUAUGUAUAUACAUAUAUAUACUUUUCCAACAUUGUUAUAUAAUUAUGUGUAUCUACGCAUAAUAUAUCAAAAGAUGACAAUAAAUGUGCUGCGAAA